Molecule: messenger RNA, 3390 nt
Organism: Scleropages formosus (Asian bonytongue)
Lineage: Eukaryota; Metazoa; Chordata; Actinopteri; Osteoglossiformes; Osteoglossidae
Product: malignant fibrous histiocytoma-amplified sequence 1
Exons: 10
Coding region: 857-3316 (819 amino acids)
Cellular component (GO): cytoplasm
Molecular function (GO): protein binding
Source: RefSeq, a predicted model, not a curated record
UUUAAAGCAGGAGGUGCAUUCUUACAAAAUUUGCAUUAAUAGAAUAAUAUUUGGCGUAAAAAAGGGUUAAAACUUUGUGACUCUUCAGUACUCCAACUGGGAAUUGUGAGAGAAAAUUUCAUCACUUGUUCAUUUUACUUUUUGUAAGGCUCUUUAUUCGCCUUUAAACUACAGAUAAGGGAUUGUGUGUAAUAAUUGCUUGCAAGAAAAUGUAACACCCCCAGUGUUGAAGAUGCAAGGCCACACUAAUAGCUGCACCUGGUCUGCUGCUGUGCAAAGAUAAGGUGGCAACAUCACAUGAAGAAACUGUUCCCGUGGGAUCGAAAGGAGUUAGCCUACCCACGCGUCUACAAGAAGAACAAGGCACAAGGCCGAACAGUUAUAUUAGCGUAAAUUUACUAACCCCACCCUAGACUGUAUAAAUAUCCGUAUUCUGUUUAUCCCAGUGUGACUCUCUCUGGGAGGCUCAUCCGUGUGCGCGCACAAAUAAAUGGACUUUUUUGCAAUCUGACUGUCUCGCUCAACUGAGUCUUUUCUUCCUACCACAGAAUACAUUUUCGUAUCAACAGUCUGCACAAGCACAGCUCUACUCAGUUCUGAAGCCUUUUGAAAUAGUGUCGUACCGAGUUCCCGCUGCUGUAGGUGAGAAUCAGUAUCAGCCGUGUGAUGCAGUUACCAGAUAGGACAGUGGAGGCAGACUGCACGCACUUAUGGUUUUCAAGCUUUCGUUGAACGGUGGCAGCCUUUGACACCGCCUUCGAGCAGGAAGAGAGAAGCUGAGUACAGGCCCUGCCCCGUUUGCUUUCAACACCGGCACCCGGGUACAGGAAGCAGUGGCAGGAGAGUGUUUAACAGAAUGGCUCGAUCAAAUGGGCUUAAAAAUGACAGAAAAGUUGAUUUAUCUGGAAAGAAGCUUAAAGUCAUACAGUGGGAGGACCUGGCACCCACCGAAAACAUUGGGAUCCUAGAUUUGCAGCGGAACAAACUGAAAGAUGUCAUGGUGAUCUCCAGGCUGUCUUGUCUGAGAGAGCUCAACCUGACUCGGAACCAGAUUGUUGAAUUUCCCAAGGAGCUGAAGGAACUCCAUCACUUGGAGAAGCUCUACCUGAGCCAGAACAACAUCCGAAGCAUCCCAGAGGGAGUGUUCUCAUGCCUCAGCAAACUGAGCUUUCUCAGACUAAACACGAACCGCCUGGUGGAACUUCCCAGUGAUGUGUGCCAAUGCCAGAAUCUCAGGUACGUGAACCUGUCCAACAACUACCUCAAUGAUCUGAACGUACUGGUGGGUCUGCCCAGACUGGAGGAGCUCUAUGUGGACAACAAUCGUCUGUUGGAGCUUCCUGGGGAGCUCUUUCUGAAUACGGACCUGCGCAUGAUCAAGGCCUCUGGUAACCAUCUGAGGAAGCCUCCUGCAGAAGUAUGUGCGGGGGGUGUAAAGAGCAUCCAGCACUACUUAAAAAUGCUGGGGGACAACCCUUUGUGUGAGAGACGGGUCAAAACCAUGUUCCUGGGCUCCACUAUGGCUGGCAAGUCCACGCUGUGCCGUAGCCUGAUAGAGGGUGACUCUGUGCAAGUGGAUGCCAAUGAUCGGACUGUGGGCAUUGAGAUCAGCGAACUGGACCAGGAAGGGGUCCGUUUCCUCCUCUGGGACUUUGCUGGACACGAGGAGUACUAUUUCACUCAUCACGUCUUCAUCACCCCAUGUGCCCUUGUUGUCUUAGUCAUUGAUCUUGCCAGGUAUAGCAUUGAAGAUCCUCAGUCUUUCAGAGACAACGUGAGUUUCUGGAUCAGAAACAUACAGCUGAGAGUUCCUGAAUCAGUUGUUCUACCUGUGGGGACCCAUACCGACAAGUGCAGAGAUCCAGCUGAAGUGAGGGAGAAAAAGAAAGACAUCGAGAGGAGAAUCAAUGACCUGCUGGAAGAGGGGAAGGAAGCUUUGAAGCAAAGGGAAAAAAAUAUUCGGGAGGAAAAGGACCCUGAGUUGUUUUCUAACCAGCUAAACACUCUUCAGCAGCUUGCUUCACUUAAACUGAGGGUCCUUGAGCUUAUAACUAUCAAUAGCACUGAACCUAGGGAAAUUGCAUUGCUCAAGAUGCACAUCCUACAUCAAGUGCAGGAGAAAGAUGUUUUUCCUAACAUAGAAAGGACACUGCCAAGCAGCUACCAGGAAGUGGAAUCUUUGAUCCAAAGUCUUUUAAAAGAAGAGGACAUUCCAGAACAUGGGAUAGUGUCUCUUGACGAACUGCUAAGCGAACUGAAGCAGAAACUUGUGAAGCUGGAUGCUGAAGAUCUCAAAUUUAUUCUGCAUUAUCUCCACCUGUUUGGAAUUGUUGUAUGGUACAAGGAUAUUCCUGCUCUUGAAGACACUGUAUUUGUCAAACCAUCUUUUCUCAUUACUUUAUUCAAGUCAAUAGUGAGGCAUGAUUUAGAGAAGGAGCUACAAGACAUCCCCAAACACCUUUUGCAAAAGGAAAGGUCUUUUGCAAAGGACAAAAAUGAAUGGAUAGAUGAAUUUAAAUCGAAAGCUACCCUGCAGAAUGCUGCCAUACGAGUCCUGGUACGAAAGUCCCUACAAACAUUGCAACUGGACCAAGAAGACUUUGUAGAGGAGAUUACUGGGACGAGGAAAAAGAAUGGCAAGAUGCUUACCCUCUUGCAGCACUUUGAGGUCUGCCUACCCUCCUUGGUCAGCAAUCCUCUUAACCCCCAGGCCCAGGUGUUCAACCCAGAAAGACCCAGGGAGUGGAAACCCUCAGAGAGCUCCAGAAAUCUGAAGGAUGGUGCCUGCUUGUUUCCAGGCUUCCUGGAGAAUAAUAAAAUAGUGCAGAAGAUGUGGGGAGACGACAAGAACGAUGACAUCACGGUUCGUGUCUACUUCCUUCCUGAUGUUCCUCAUGGCUUCUUCCACAGACUAAUCAUUAAGACCUGCUCCUACUUUUCCACUCAAUGGGUGGGAAAAGACCAGUGCUUGAUUGGCUACAGUCAAAAGCUGGUCUUGUUCAAAGAGAUCUGUGGAGAUGAAGAUCAAUACAUCGAGAUCCGCUGCAGGAGGCCAGAAACCAAUGAGACACAGCAGUCCUGGGACAUGAUCCUGGUAGUUUUAAGGAAGCUCCUGCAGCUGACGACACAAUGGCCGGGCCUCUAUGCAUGUGUCUGCAGCCCAUGCAAAGAAAACGGAUGUUCAGCCGACUUCAAAUGGGGGGACUGGCAGGAUGCCAGUUUCUCUAACAUUUAUAAGGAGGUAAAGGAAGACAAAGUAACCUGCCGCAAUGGACAUACUCGUCGAACUGAGUUGCUGUUUCCAAAAGUUCCAUGAAUGAAUGAAUUACGAGAAGACGCUUCCAAUGGAACCUAUUAGAGGCCUUCGUGAUUUCUCUUGUAAAAAAGCUG